AUGUGGAGAGGUAUGGUAGCAUGGUUCAAGAAACCAUUCUUUUAUGAUAUCAAAAAGAAGUCGGACAUAUGGCGGAGGUUUAUCUUCCCUUUAAGAUUCAGCCUCACACUAUUUGCUGUCGCUAUCUCGAUGAUCGUAUGGGGUAUGUACAGCGAGACCGUCCGUCUGCACGGUUUCUGGGCUGUCAUACCGGUUUAUGUUAGCUUCCUUCCAACGGCUGGUGCAUCUCUCCUUAAAGGUACACGAAGGAUAUGUGGUACUCUCUUGGGCGGUAUUGCCUCUGUUAUCUGCAUCUUCGCUAAUCCUGGCAACAAAGCUGCUUUCUUCUGUGAGAUGAUAUUGGUGGUAUUUAUGGGUAGGUUGGCUCAAUGUGAUACUCGUGUUGGUUAUGCAGGUUCUAUUCUCACGCCCGGGGAGACACAGACGCAAAUGCUCCUGACUGCACUCUGGCGAUUUAUUUUCACAACCUGCGGAGUUCUCAUAACAUCAUUCUCGAGUUGCUUCAUAUUCCCAGAAUUCGCUGCCUCUAAGUUGGAUCGAGCAUCGGCGAGAAUGCUCGAGAAGGUCGCCGACAGGGUACUCUCGGCUCUUGAUGUCUUCCAUGGUCAACUCAAGGCACUUAGCGAGGGUAAUGAUUCCUCUGCUGACGACGAUCAGACAGUUACUUCUACUAUCAUCUCCGAUGACCGGGAAGCUUUUGGUGUCGAAGAUUUCCAGUCGAUGGCUGAGCGAUCAUCACUCUUGGAUGACGCCAAGAUGGAGGCGAUUGUAUUUGGGAAGAUAUUGCUCAUUCAUGACGUGACGAAGAAACUCUCUAAUACUGUCAUCUAUGCAUUUACGGGAUCCAUUGGCCUCUCGGACUCUCUCUCCUCUACUUGA
This is a messenger RNA of Perkinsus marinus ATCC 50983, 879 nucleotides long. RefSeq lists its product as hypothetical. The transcript has 3 exons. NCBI's taxonomy places the organism in Eukaryota, Perkinsozoa, Perkinsida, Perkinsidae. Bases 1 to 879 code for a protein of 292 amino acids. The record is from RefSeq and is a predicted model, not a curated record.